Brugia malayi is the source of this 783-nucleotide messenger RNA. RefSeq names its product WW domain containing protein. Gene Ontology annotation, biological process: regulation of autophagy; positive regulation of TORC1 signaling. Gene Ontology annotation, molecular function: RNA polymerase II complex binding; chromatin binding. NCBI's taxonomy places the organism in Eukaryota, Metazoa, Nematoda, Chromadorea, Rhabditida, Onchocercidae. The record is from RefSeq and is a predicted model, not a curated record. Gene Ontology annotation, cellular component: nucleus. The transcript is spliced from 4 exons. The coding region runs from base 1 to 783 and encodes 260 amino acids.
AUGCAUCCUGACUGGCUUGGGGCUUUUUCGUUUUCAGUGGGUGAUUUCUACUCUGUGCUCUAUGUUUGCCUGAAAGUCAUCCGAUAUCCAUUGAUGGAUCGCCAAUCGACAACGUCAUCGAAUGCACGGCUGAAAGAAUUUGGUCCGUGGACAGAGCAAUAUAGUUCAGCGGGGAAGCGCUACUUUUAUAAUCGAGAAACUGAGGUGUCACAAUGGGAAAAACCUCCUGAAUGGCGAGAAUAUGAAAAGUUUUUGUCUGAAAACGCUGCGAAUCAAAGUCCUAUUUCAUCUGCUUCUGGAGCUCGUAUUGCUCCAAGCAGUAAUGCUGCAGGAAUGUAUUUGGCCAGUUCAGCAGAUUCUGCUGCAUCUGGUAAUAAUGGUGAUGUGAAGAAUAAAAUGAAAAUGCAUGAUACAUCCCAGCCAGUCUUGAGAGGCAGGCGUCCAAAAGUUGAAGUGAAAGAAGAGGAUGCAAUUGGUCCCGUGGUUUUUUCUGAAGAACAGCAUCGGCGAUUUCUAAGAGCAGAUGCACAAACAUCCACUCGUCGGUGGCCGACAGAAGAUUGGGAACAAAGUGCAAUGAAAGCUGAUGCAGCCGCACACAGUCUUACCUUGCAAAUUAUUUAUGUAUCUUGCGAUUUAAAAAGUGCUGGAUCGCUUGUAAAAACUGCUGAAAUGCGUUCUUCCUUAUUAGCACAAAAGUUGCAGUUUAUCGCAGAUCAUCAACGACAGCUGGAAGCAAGUUUUGCACUUCCUUCACUUCCUUCUUUGAAUAGUUAUCAAUGA